AUGUCGCCACGAGGCGGCCACCUCAAAGAUGAGGGCUCAAGACUCCAAGUCGUAUCAGCUGGCGCAAUAGCUGGGCUCGUCUCUCGAUUCAUCGUCGCGCCCCUCGACGUCGUCAAGAUCCGCCUCCAGCUCCAGCCAUACUCUCUCUCCGACCCCUUGGCCCCCCUCCGCGAAGCCCCCGCCUACCGCGGCACCGUCCACACCAUCAAGCACAUCCUCAAGCAUGAGGGCCUGACGGGUCUGUGGAAGGGCAAUGUCCCUGCAGAGCUCAUGUACGUGUGCUACUCGGCCGCCCAAUUCACCGCCUACCGCUCCACGACCGUCUUCCUGCAGACCGCGCUGCCCCGGCGCCUGCCCGACUCGGCCGAGACCUUCGUCGCCGGCGCCGUCUCCGGGGCGGCUGCUACGAGUGUCACGUACCCUCUCGACCUGCUGAGAACGCGAUUCGCCGCCCAGGGGAGGCACAAGGUGUAUUCCUCCCUCAGAGGCGCUCUGUGGGACAUCAAGCGCGACGAAGGGUUCAGGGGCUUCUUCCGCGGCCUGGGUCCUGCGCUGGCCCAGAUCAUCCCCUUCAUGGGCAUCUUCUUCGCCUCAUACGAAGGUCUGCGGCUCCAGCUCAACGACCUCCAUCUUCCUUGGGGCAGUGGCGACGCCACCGCCGGCAUCAUGGCCAGCGUUAUGGCCAAGACGGCCGUCUUCCCCCUCGACCUCGUGCGCAAGCGCAUCCAGGUACAGGGCCCCACGCGAAGCAAGUACGUGUACAACGACAUUCCCGUGUAUACUUCCGCAGGUCGGGCUAUACGGGUCAUUUUCCAGACGGAGGGGCUGCGAGGCCUGUAUAAGGGUCUGCCUAUUAGUUUGAUCAAGGCUGCUCCUGCGAGUGCAAUUACGCUGUGGACGUAUGAGCAGAGUUUGAAGCUCUUGAUGAGCUUUGACGAAAAUAAAGACGACAAAGGGGCAUUGUAA
Molecule: messenger RNA, 966 nt
Organism: Trichoderma asperellum CBS 433.97
Lineage: Eukaryota; Fungi; Ascomycota; Sordariomycetes; Hypocreales; Hypocreaceae
Gene: TPC1
Product: mitochondrial thiamine pyrophosphate transporter
Biological process (GO): transmembrane transport
Molecular function (GO): transmembrane transporter activity
Source: RefSeq, a predicted model, not a curated record